This is a messenger RNA of Nymphaea colorata (pocket water lily), 1178 nucleotides long. RefSeq names its product probable acetyltransferase TAP2. The coding region runs from base 156 to 998 and encodes 280 amino acids. The transcript is spliced from 4 exons. Gene Ontology annotation, biological process: UDP-N-acetylglucosamine biosynthetic process. The record is from RefSeq and is a predicted model, not a curated record. Gene Ontology annotation, cellular component: endoplasmic reticulum-Golgi intermediate compartment; Golgi apparatus; endoplasmic reticulum. Gene Ontology annotation, molecular function: monosaccharide binding; glucosamine 6-phosphate N-acetyltransferase activity. NCBI's taxonomy places the organism in Eukaryota, Viridiplantae, Streptophyta, Magnoliopsida, Nymphaeales, Nymphaeaceae.
UGGUUUACAACAUCUCGCAUACAGAAAAGACAUCAGUUUACUCUCAAAUCUACCAGAUCUUUUAGUGAACAAGAAAAAAUUGCAUUCAAAUGUGAACUUUGGUUCAAACCAGAUUGAAAAUUCCAAACGAAAUCCCAUUCAAAUCGAAGUGAGACAUGAUCCUGCAAACUCAAUACCAAAUCCAAACGCAUGUGCAGAUGUUGCUUUCAGAUGAGUUGUAUAUAAUGGUGGUCGAGUUUGAGCCUUUCUCUCUCUCUCUCUCUCUCAUGGCGACCCUUCAUCUGAAACCUCUGAACCUUUCCACUGGAAUCCAGAAUUCCAUCUCGGGAGAGAGGAGAAGGCCCCUUCUUUCCCCUUCCAUCUUCCUCUCCACCGACCCCUCCAACGUCGACCUCCACCACCUGCGCACCUUACUCUCCUCCACCAACCAGUCGGGCCACCGUUUCCCGGACCUCCUUCCUGACGGCUCCGCCAGUCGCCCGGACCCCAAGAAGUUGGCGGCUGCACUCCGCCACAGCUUCGUCGUCGUCUCCGCCUUCGCCAGACGGAACUGCCCGCUCUUCGGGGACGAUCCCCCGGCCGACGGCGAAAGGUCGCUGUGGUGGGAGCGGCUGGAGGAGACGAUGCCGCUAACUGCGUCCAACGGGCGGCUGGUGGGUUUCGGCAGGGCCUCCUCCGACGGCGGAUUGACGGCCGCCAUUCACGACGUCGCGGUUCUUCCUUCCUUUCAAGGACUAGGCAUCGGCAAGAAGAUAGUUCAAAGAAUUAUCAGAGUGCUAACUAAUAAGGGAAUAUAUGACGUCUCAGCACUUUGUUCAAAAGAAGAGAGUGCAUUUUUCCGGGCUUGCGGGUUUGGAGAUGACAUGUUGGGAUCCACAACUAUGAUGUAUACAAGGGAACCAAGCUGUGCUCAAGAAGAAGAUGGUGCCAUGGUGAGGCGAGCUGGCAGGCUUCUAUUGGUUGUUCCCCCUGAGCUAAAACCAUUUGCUACACAGUGAGCAUCUUGUUAGAAUAGGAUUCAUGUUUGGGAUUGCAUGAAAUGCGAAAAAGUUUGUGAAAAAGUUCAUGAAUUCUGUCACUUCUUUUGCACUCUGUUGUCAGUCAAAUUGUAAAAACUUGGCUAGGUUUACGAAUUUCAAGCCCAGAAGAGAUGGUACUUGAUUUAUAUCCAAAUUUUG